UGCCCCAUUGUUCCGAGUCUGUGGAGUGCGACCCCAUCUUUUCUUCCGCGUUGUGCUAGGUUCUCACGUUUGAUUAAAUCGCCAGGACGCAGGCUAGCUCUAUCCACCAUGUCCUCGGACGCUCACGUUACGUCCCCUGCGGACAGCCACAAGUACCCUACUUUUCUUGGGUUGAGGGGCAAGAAAUUGAGUUGGGUUGUGUCUUUUGUUGCGACCACAGGUUUCUUGCUGUUUGGCUACGACCAGGGCGUUAUGUCUGGUAUUAUCGCUGCGGAUCCCUUUAUGGAAUAUUUCCCUGAAGUACACGACAACCGUACAUGGCAGGGAUUUGUUACGGCCAUCUACGAAAUUGGGUGUCUCUUUGGGGCUGUCAUGAUACUCCUCUUUGGCGACAUUCUCGGACGCCGUCGGGCGAUGAUCUGGGGCGCCUUUAUUAUGAUUGUCGGCGUUGUUAUCCAGGUGGCUACGGUAAAAGGCUAUGCUCAGACUGCCCAAUUCAUUGUCGGUCGAGUCGUCAUGGGCGUGGGAAAUGGAAUAAACACAAGUUCGAUCCCCACGUACCAAGCGGAAUGUUCCAAGACAAAAAAUCGAGGUCUGCUCAUCUGCAUCGAGGGGGGCGUCAUCGCUUUCGGUACACUAAUUGCUUAUUGGGUGGAUUUUGGGUGUGCGUACGGUCCGCCAGACUUGUCCUGGAGGUUCCCCAUCACAUUCCAAGUGGUUUUUGCGUUGGUUGUCAUGAUUGUACCAUUUUGGCUUCCCGAGAGCCCUCGUUGGCUUCUUACAAAGGACAGAACAGAUGAGGCCACCAAAGUCAUUGCCGCCCUUCGUGGAAACGCUAUUGACGACGAGGAAACCACCCUGGAAAUCAACAUCAUUGUCGAUAGUAUCCACGCCUCGGGCCACAAGGGCGGCGUAACACCUUUCAGCGCGCUGAUGACUGGCGGCAAAACACAGCACUUCCGACGAAUGAUGCUCGGAGCUUCUUCGCAACUCUUCCAGCAGAUCGGUGGCUGCAAUGCCGUAAUCUACUUCUUUCCGCUUCUGUUCGAGGAAUCGAUCGGAGCUACCAAGCAACUGUCGCUCCUUCUUGGUGGUGUGAACAUGAUCGUGUACAGCAUCUUCGCUACGACUUCGUGGUUCAUCAUCGAGAGGACAGGACGAAGGAAACUCUUUCUCAUUGGAACCAUUGGCCAGUGUUUGUCCAUGACUCUUGUAUUCGCUUGCUUGAUCCCGGGUACGGAGCAAGCGGCCAAAGGCGCAGCUGUUGGGCUGUUCACCUACAUUGGCUUCUUUGGAGCAACUUGGCUUCCGCUUCCUUGGCUCUACCCUGCUGAGAUUAAUCCUAUUAAAACUCGUGCUAAGGCUAACGCAGUGUCGACGUGUACAAACUGGCUUUUUAAUUUUACUGUUGUUAUGAUCACGCCUGUGAUGCUUGACGGCAUAGGAUGGGGCACAUAUCUCUUCUUUGCUUGCGUUAACGCAGGCUUCUUCCCGUUGAUCUACUUCUUUUACCCCGAGACGAAGCAGCGCAGCUUGGAGGAAAUCGAUCUCAUCUUUGCCAAAGGGUUUGUGGAGAACAUGUCAUAUGUGCGGGCAGCCAAGGAACUACCGAUCUUGGACGACCGCGGUGUCGAGGAUAUGUUGACGCAGUACGGGUUCCGCGAUUCGGAUGACGAGGCUGCGCGGAUUCGAGGGGAGCAGAUUGAAGAGAAGGGGGUUGCGCUUAACCCGGGUGGUGGCCAUGUGGCCUGA
Messenger RNA from Periconia digitata, 1752 nucleotides. NCBI's taxonomy places the organism in Eukaryota, Fungi, Ascomycota, Dothideomycetes, Pleosporales, Periconiaceae. The record is from the annotation of a GenBank genome assembly.